AAUAAUCUCUUGUAUUAUAUAUUGCUAAAUUGGUUUCAACAUAAAAAUUAUUAAUAAAUAGAUAAAAAUAACAUUAUUUUCAGUAACGUAAUCUAAAAUAAUUUGAAUUACUAAAGAACACACAGAUUAUUUGAAAAGUAUCAAGAUUACUUUUAUUUAAAAAAAAAUUUUAUUCCACAUUUUCGAUCUAUUUUUUUAUAAGAAAUUGUCUUCUUGCAGGUCAUAUUAUAAUUUUGAAUGCUCUCUAUAUGUAAAAAGAUUUACGAUUUAAAUAAUUAUAUUUAAAUAUAUACUUGGAAAUUAUCAAGAGAAUUUCGUUUUUAAUACUAACUACAAUUAAUAUUAUCAGUGUGAAGUGCUAAACACAUGAUUACUAAAAAACUACCAUAUCGAUGGCUAUUGCCGGGUCUCAUAUAGGCUGGACGUCACCAUCCUUACCAAUACUGAAAUCAUCUAAUUCCUCUGUUCGGAUAACAUCCGACGAUGCCUCUUGGAUCGCUUCGUUCUACCUUUUGGGCACCAUACCCGGAUGCAUUUUAGCAGCUUUCGUUGUCGACUGGCUGGGUCGGAAGAUAAGUUUACUGAUAGCUGGUGUACCUCUGUUUGUCGGAUUUAUCAUGAUAAUCAUAGCAUGGAAUCCUUAUAUUCUCUAUGCUUCUCGCUUUAUUAGCGGUAUCGGUCAAGGCGUAGUAUAUGUUGUCUGCCCGAUGUAUAUCGGCGAGAUAGCCGAUAAGGAAAUCAGAGGCGCUCUCGGCUCCCUCAUUAAGCUGAUGGUGACCUUCGGGGAACUAUAUGCCCACGCAGUGGGUCCCUUCGUGUCCUACGAAUAUCUUUCUUACAUCUGCUUACUGCUGCCAGUGAUAUUCUUCCUUACCUUCCCUUGGAUGCCCGAAUCGCCAUAUUUCCUGCUGAUGAGAAAUCGCCAGAAUGAUGCGAUGGCGGUUUUGAAACGUUUGAAGCGCCGUAUUUCCGAGGAUCAGCUGGAGAGAGAUCUGCAAGAGAUGCAGAAGACGAUCGUCCGCGAUCUCAGAGAUCGCGGUCACUUUGGAGAUCUAUUCAAUACACCUGGCAACCGGCGCGCCAUCAUCAUCAGUUUUGGCCUGCAAUUAGUUCUUCAGUGCAGUGGUAUCGCCGCGAUUGAGUCGUACACUCAGGAGAUUCUCGAGGAGGGCGAUGGGGCUCUACCUGCUGGUAUCAUGGUCAUUUUGCUUAGCAUAUUUCAAUUGAUUGCCGGUGUCGCAGCAGCGAUUCUGGUUGACAAGCUCGGUAGACGGCCGUUGCUUCUGAGUACCACUUUUCUAGGUGGAAUCACAUUGACCAUUGCCGGCAUUUUUUAUUUGCUCAAGUUUGCAUACAAAGUGAACAUGACCGGAUACGGUUGGAUACUUCACUCAUCCGUGAUAUUUUAUGAGCUGAUUAUCGCUCUGGGCCUGAAUCCGCUACCAUAUAUGAUGCUAGGCGAGUUAUUCUCAACUAACAUUAAGGGCGCCGCUGUGUCAUCGACUAAUCUGAUGUCCUCGUUGUUGGCCUUCGCCGUGUCCAAGUUAUACCAAGUGAUCUCCGAUGACUAUGGAGUGUACACGGCCUUCGGUUGUUUCGCCUGCAGCUGCUUCAUCGGCUUAAUUUUCAUCGCGCUAGUCGUACCCGAGACCAAAGGCAAGUCGCUGUUGGAGAUCCAAGAGGAGCUUCAUUGUAAGAGCAAGAAGAAAAUAGGACGAAAAUCAGAAAACAGGAACAGGAACAACGAGCAAAUUCAAAUAAAAAUAAGUGACAUACGUUUUCCGGAUUAUGGGACAUUCGACAGGAAAUCUCGAAGCGGCCGAUCGUCAUUCCGGUUACGAUGGUUACGUCCGGGUCGAUCAUAAAACCGAACGAGCAAUAUUUCCAACAAUCAUCGGUAAGAUCAAUUGCAAUAUUUGAAUACAUAAUUGGGCUGCCGCUUUAAUAAGAUAUAAAUGAAAAUAGCGCGUUAUUAUUUUCAAAAAUCAAAUGGACAUUACUGUUUGCAAAUUGUCCAUAAAAGUCAAAGAGUAUUCCCUGUCAAAAGUCAAUACUUUUAUACAAAAAAUUCAAAAAAGAUUUUAGAAUUUUUACGUUGCUAUAGUUUCAAAGUCUCUUGUAUUUUAAUUGAAGUUUAUUAUUUUGGAAAGUUUUUUUUUUCCACAAUAUAUCACGUAAUGUAAAAAUAAGAGACUCACAGCUACAUGAAGUUUAAACUAUAGGAGGAAGAAUACCUCAGAUAAAAAUUAGCUUGUAAGAGUUUAAUGUUUAAAUAAGGGCCUUUAUAUUCCAUUGAAGAAGGCGCUUCGAUUGAAGUAACGAGAAAGAGCCGAAAGAGCAUUUCCCGAUCCAGAUAUCAUCAUAUGAUAUUAUAAUUAAAGAGAAAUUCUGGUACGCGAUAAUGAUAAAUCUGUUUGGAUUGCAUUUAAAUUUUAAAUUUUAAACUUGAAUUGAAUUUAAAUUUUAAAUGUGUAAAUUAACGUUUCUCAUUUGUACAAACAUACAUUUUAAUUCCAAAAUAUCUUAAUUCAAACAUUUUCAUUUAAAAACAUAUGUCAAAUUGCGUGGAAUCUGCCAGAAAAUAACGAUAAAAAUACAGUACCAUAAUUCCUUGUUCAACAUUAGCGACAUGCGAAGAUUGAUCGUUUUAUUUACACACAAGGCGCAUGAGUUGAGUGUGUUUACUGAACGCAACAGUUGUGUGGAAUCAUAACAAUUGCCCCUACGAAUGAUGUAUAUUUUUAUCUAUCAAAGCAGAUGUGUGUGCUUUCCAAGAACCGAUCACUUAACUGUUGCGUUUGCUGUAAACAUUUUUUUUUACGUUUACUUGCAACAACUGUAUAAGUAACGGUUCAAUUGUUGCAUUGAUUUUGAAUUGAAAUGAUUAUUUGAUUUAACAUUGAUGUUAACUCGAUCGGCAAAUGUCUCGAUAGGCGAAAGAAUCUCAGCCGAGAAUAAUGCGAAUUUACAGUUUGUCCGGUGGUUUCCGAAGAACCGUUUCAGAAGAAUCGCUUCUUCGAGAUCCAUCGUAUGAUCUAAUGUGCGUUUUAGCUAGGGCCCCACCCAAGCAUGAUAGAGCCAUCUUGCAUGACCACCUUCUCAUCCCUUUUAGGCAGGGUUAAACUGAAACUUAAGACUGUUAGUUUUUAAUUAAUAUCGUAAAGUAUAUUUUUUUAUUCAUCUUUUGAUGAAUGUGUGGGCAAGCUCUGAACAGGCGAGAAAUUCUCACGGAUUUAGGCAGAAAAGCAUCCGUUUUGCUUUAAUUCUGCAAAAUAAAUAAUUUUUCAGAAGAUAUUCAGUGAUUACAACGACCGCCUGAUAAUUGAUAAAUCCGGAUUUGAUUCCGGCCUAUAUUACCCCCACAGGCUAAAGUUACAUUUAAGAAUAGGAUUUAUAAUAUAUCCACAAAAAUAAGCUCGCUGAAACAAACAACAUAAAGAAUUUCUGCAGCAAUAAGAUUCUGUUUCCCAAUUACGAUAUCAUUACAUGAUUAAGAACAUUUUUUUUAUCUCUUUAAGGCAGAGUUAAACUGAAAUUUGAGAUAAUAACGAGCAACAAAUCCAAAUAAAUAUAAAAUACUCGAUGAGCGAAAGUAAGAUUGUGUAUGUGAAAGCAUUAUUGUCUGAAAAUGCGCGCACAAUAAUUUUUCAACGAAAAAUAAUUAAUUUUUACUGGAAAAUUAUCAAAAGCGCAAACGCCUACGACCUAACAUAAAAAGGAUUUAGAAUGCUUACGCAAUGGAAUGAUAAUAACUUCCUUUUUUUUCACUUGUCAUCUUUUAGGGAUUCAAUAGCACGAUUCAAUACUUCCUUUACUUUUUUCCAAUUUUCAAUCUUUAACACAAAAAUAUAUAUGAGGGUGACGGUCAGUGAUCGAAUCUCGAUUAUCAAUUAUCAAUCGAUCGCUUCGGAGCCUAUGUAUUACUCCGACUAUUGAUUUAUGUAUGUUUCCCUUUUAAAUAAGGUGAGACAUAUGCGUUAUAAAAAUAGCGCUUCAGCGUAGAAUAUAACUGGCCCGUUAUUAGAGUUAAAGAAAAAUACACUCACACGUUUUUCCGACGUGUGCUAGAAACUCACCGGAAUAUCCGGUGCGUGCUUUCGUGCGUAAGUGGUCGUCGAUAAUAAGUGGACGUCUGACUGACGCGAAGAAUCCAAAUUGGUUUCAUAUAAUCGGGUUAAUGGCACCUCCCUCUCCCCGCUAAAAGGAGGGAUUUAUUUUUGCUCCCGGUGACGCGAUCCACCUGUUACCGUAGACCAAAGAAUACAUAGCUAUGUUCGACGAGUAAACAGUCGAAAGUGUAUGAAUGAAUAGAGCACCUACACCUGCUCGUAAAAGUAAUUAGCGAAAAAUUCGUCGAUCACAUUCGCUUUUAUUAUUACGGCUAUGCGGAGCACGUGUUCUUAAUAUCUUAUAUCUUAUAAUAUCUUAACUCUCGAGUGUGUCAAGUAUGUUCACGCUAUUGCAUGACUCUCUACACGUCCCUUUUAGGCAGGGUUCAAAGACUAAAUGAAUUUCAUUUGAACUUCAGAUUUCUACAAUGUAGAAGUUUGCAAUAUACGUUGACAAUAAAGAAAGUUACUAUUUAAUUCGCAACUAUAUCGAACGUGAGCUUUCUUUCUCGUAUUUCCACUUUCUUCCUAUCCUUUCCUACCUUCGAAACAUUUUGCAAAUUCUACAGUUUCAGACGUUUUUAGGAGACGGCGUGAUCGGUCAAAGGUCAAUAAAGAAGUCGUCACGAACCGGACAACUAGUAUGUAUAUUUUUGCAUUAUAAUAACCCCGUUAUACAUAAACGCUUUAUUACAAUAUAGAAACAUAAAUUUUUAUAAUGUCUCAUCCAUUUUAACAUCUCACAACGCCCUUCGCUAUGAUACAUAUCUUGCGUGGUCGAGAUUAUUAUAUUACUACUACAAUCCCUGGCAUAAAAUCUCGUCAACGUGUCCAGAAUGCGGCCACUCGCGUGAAUCUUUUCUCUCGAAUAAAACACGCGUCUCUCGCAUACGGGAGCGACAAGAUAAAACUUACAUGCAGCUUUUUAUUCCGCUGAUUAUUCAAUGUUAUGCACAUAGUCCAAUUUUACCAAAAAAAAAA
This is a messenger RNA of Formica exsecta, 5090 nucleotides long. Its product is annotated as facilitated trehalose transporter Tret1-2 homolog. NCBI's taxonomy places the organism in Eukaryota, Metazoa, Arthropoda, Insecta, Hymenoptera, Formicidae. Gene Ontology annotation, biological process: transmembrane transport. The transcript is spliced from 4 exons. Bases 393 to 1865 code for a protein of 490 amino acids. The record is from RefSeq and is a predicted model, not a curated record. Gene Ontology annotation, molecular function: transmembrane transporter activity. Gene Ontology annotation, cellular component: membrane.